CAAAAAUUGAGGCGGAAGGUCAAACUGGACGUGGAGAAAUUCACUGGAAAGGAGGAUCCAAAUGUCCACCUUGACACCUUCCACAAUGCAGCACAGAUGGCCGGGUGCACUGAUGCUGAGGAGUGCUUGCUCUUCUUCUCAUCCUUGAGAGGGAGGCCUGUGGAAUGGUUUAACGGCCUUCCCCAUGGCAGGAUUGGGACCUUUGAGAAACUUGCCGAAGUUUUCCGCAAGAAGUACCAGGACAACUGCAUUAAGAGGAAGAAGUUCACCUACCUUAACACGGUAGGGCAGAGGGAGAAGGAGUCCUUGACUCAAUUUUUAACCCGCUGGAGGGACGAGGUUGACAAGGUAGAAGAGAUGGAUGAUAAGACGACCAUGUCUUUACUGAUGAAUGCCUUCCGGUCGGGUGACCUCUACACUGAAUUUUGUAGAAGGCCACCCUCCUCUUAUCAGGAAGCCUAUAAUACGGCAUGGGAAUACGCCGAGGCGGAGGUCCUGAACAAGAGCAAGCGAGAGGUUGAGGAAGGCUAUACAAAGGCGAAAUCUGACAAGCCGAAGAAGGAUGACCAGACGAAAGGGUCCAAGCCAAAGGCCACAUAUGACGGGUCCAUCCACCAAAUAAGGGAUGAUAAGAAGGGAGAGCAACCCAAGAGACCAUGGACAGAGAAGUGGUGCACAUACCACCAAUCCGAUUCCCAUAACACGGCGGACUGCCGAAAUGUCAAGGCCGUGCUCAAGGAGAUGGCCUUGAACGGAGAGCUGGGGGAAGGUUAUGCAGCGGGAAUAAAGAUCCGAAAGCGAACACCUGGACCGUCCUCAAGGAAAAGACCAGGGGAGGAAAAAAUCCGGGAAGGAUAACAACAAGCCGGAUAAAGAAUUCAUCGAGAUGAUUGUCGGCAGCCCAGAAGGCGGGGACACCGCCUCCCAGCGGAAGAAUUGGGCCAGGAGCUUGCACGUAGCGGUGGUUUCCCUGGAAUCACAAGGGAAGCAGGCAAGGAGGGAACCUAUCACUUUCACUGAUAGGGAUCUGCCCAGGACGGGGGGAGAUCAUAAUGACCCUUUGGUUAUUACAAUGGAUAUCAAUGGAGCUGAUGUGGCCAGGGUCCUGG
Molecule: messenger RNA, 1109 nt
Organism: Cuscuta campestris
Lineage: Eukaryota; Viridiplantae; Streptophyta; Magnoliopsida; Solanales; Convolvulaceae
Source: the annotation of a GenBank genome assembly